AAUUUUCAUUGAUCCAUAGCAUAUAUUAAUAUGAAGUUAUUCCUUAAAAUUGAAAAUAAAGCAUUUUAUACACAUACAAUGACAUUUGACAUUUUCAGACCAUGAUAAAUACGCGUUUUGACAAGUGAUAAUUGACAUUCUCUGUCAUUUGAUAUUGUGGCGUUACUCGUUGUCACAUUUGCAAAACAAGAUGGAAGCUAUAGCGUUAUUAAAUAAAAUGUUAAAUUGAUUCAGAAAUAAAGAUUAGUUUUUAACUUCAAAGUAGUUUUUAGUAUAUUGUGUAAUGCUAAAAUAUGUGGAAUAGGAAGUGGAGUGUACAAGAAGCCUAAUAGACGGUUAUCAAGAUCGAUAAACAAACAAGUGUAAUUGAUUAAAUAUUAAAUACCUCGCCUAGAGAAGCGUGAGAACGUGCUUCUGAUCUUGUUUUUAUUUUCUUAUAGAUUAACCUAAAAUGGCAAAUACUGUAGUAAAAGUUUCUGAUAUCAAGGAUGAGGAAUUGGAUGAUAGUUUACUUUUACUUGUUGGUGAGGAUGGUACUGUAACACCGGAUCAAGAUACUGUUGAAACAUAUCUAAAACAAAGGAAUGGUCCAACGAAUUUACAAAUUUUGAAAUUCAAUAGAUCUGAAAUGCAAGGUAUCGACAUUACAGUGGAUACUGUUACUUAUGUACCAGAUGUUGUUAAUGAAGAGAUAGUAAAAACUGACCUGGAAGAAGUUGAAAAUCGUCUUCAUAGCAUUAGAUUGGAUCAUGACUAUUAUAUUAAGUCAACUGAUGUGACAAAUUCGUCAAUCCUACUUAAGGAAGAUGACGAGCUAGCUAGGACGCUUAGUAUACUUGAUGGUCCAGAACAAGCACAUAUAUCGGCAUUGAAUGUCACUGAACCACCUCCUUUAGUAAUGACGACAUCAAAAACUAAACCAAAGGUUAAUUUGAUACAAUCUAUAACAAUUAAUCCUCCGAGUACUGGUAAUAAAGCAAAUUCAUCUGGUCCUCCUGUACUAACACCUGAAGUUCCGCUUCCUACGUUAACUAAAAUUGAUAACAAAUCUUCAGCGUUAAGGGAAAGACAAGAGAAAUUGAGUAAUUCCAAUAAAGAGAAGAAUGAUGAGGAAACAAUGGAAGCUGAACCACCUCCCAGACUCUCCCCCAACUUAAUUCCUAAAGCCAAAAUGAAAACGGUUAAAACAAUCAAAACAUUAAAACCUAAAAUUACGAAACCUAAAGAAGUAGUUCAACAGGAGAGUACAGAUGAAGAUGGUGAUGACUAUUUAGAUGUCGAAUUAGAUACAUUAUUGGAAGAAAAUAGUGAUGAUUCUGACUUUGAUAUCGAGCAUGAGAAAAAAAUAAAAGCGGCUGCAAAAAGAAUUAAUAAGAGAUUCAAACAACUCGAUUCAAAGUCGACGCCGAUAAAAACACCAAGAAAAAGAAAUAAGAACAAAGAACAAAAAGAAAUAAGAGCAACAGAAUUGUUGGAAGAAACCUUGAAACAGAAAAAAGAAGAAGCUAAAGUAGAAACGAAAGAAAUAGACAAAUUAGUAGAAAAAGAGAAGCAAGAAACAGAGGUAAAACCUCCAGAAAAGAAACCUGCAAAAAGAGAAAAGAGAACACCGAAACCGAUACCUGAUGAUUUUGCUUUAUUUUCUACACCAGAUAUUAUUAGACGAGUAGGUGGUAAGGAUCCAGCUACUCCGACAACACCUGAUACUCCUAAUAAACCAGCGAAAAUUGGUUUUCAAGAAUCGAGAAAAUCUGUAGAAAAUCCGCAGUCUGUUGUUAAAAAUAGAUUGAGUGUUGAUUCUAAUGAAAAAGAGAAGGAAAAGGACAAAGAUAAAAUAACAAAUAAGGUUAAAGAGGCAGACAAAAAUAAGGAUACUAAAGAAAGGCGAAUCAGUCAAGGAGAAGUAAAAGCAAAACGAUUAAGCGUCGACGAUAAGACAAAACCCAAAGAUAUCAAACCUGAAAGGAGGAUAUCAGAUGCGAAGAAGACCGAAAAAUCACUAAAGUCCUCAAAGCUCCUUGAUGCAUCUGCCGGUUACGGGGAAAUGGCAACAGUGGAAGAUAUUAGAGCUAUUAUUUUAAGUGAAGAUACUAAGACGUUUACGAUAGAUCCAAAUAUACAUAAUACUGUUAAUCAAAGCCUAGAUUCCAGUAACAUUAAUUUGGAUACUACUGGGUUAGAUUUGGAUCCAGCUCUAUUGGAAAAUUUGAACAAUGACGAAAUUUCUGAAGAUAUUCUUUAUCAAGUCGCUCAGUCAUUGGUAUCUAAUCCAGAGCUACAAAAUGCUAUAGAAAAAGGGAUCAAUGAGGGUGUUUUAGAUCCCAUGGCAGUUGAUAAUGUUAAUGUUAGGGAAGCUAAUGUUUCAGAACCAACUACAAACGAUAGAAUUAUACAAGGGGCAACACAAAUAGUAAGACCUGAUGGUAGAGUCAUCAUCAUACCACCAGUAGAGAGGCCUACGACCCGAAGCCGAAAUAAAAAACCUCCAGUUGAGGAGGUUAAACCUCCCAAACCGGUUCACAAGCCUCUGGACGAAGAACACGUGUCCGGUAAUGAACUUGACAGUUCCAAUGAUGAAGAAGAAGAAUCUGAAGAUGACCCCAACAAACUAUGGUGUAUAUGUAACCAACCACAUAAUAAUCGUUUUAUGAUUUGUUGUGAUACUUGUGAAGAAUGGUAUCAUGGAAAAUGUGUCAAUAUUACAAAAGCUAUGGGACAACAAAUGGAAGCAGAAGGGAGAGAAUGGAUUUGCCUGUUUUGUAAGGAUCCUAAACUAAAAAGGCCACAGGCAGCAGCUAGAAGAAUCCGAAAAGCUUCCAGAAAUUCUAGGACGUCUACAGAGAGUACUGGUAGUUUUGCCAAAAAGGCAGAAGGAGCAGUGAGUGCUAUUCCUUGCGUGGUUUGUCAAAAACCUGCAAGGUCAAAUUCAAUUUAUUGUAGUGAAAAUUGCAUUUUGACGCACGCUCAAGGAAUCGAAAGGGUAGUGGUGUUCGAAAGAGCAACUGGUAAAAUGUUGACUGGAAACAAAGCUCCAAGUGCAGCGAACCUCGAUCAGUGGUUAAAGGAACAUCCUGGUUAUGAAGUUGUUAGAUCGGGAGGAAAAGUAGUCACAGCCAAAUCUGGAAAUUUAUCACAAACCAAACUUAAAUUAGUGAAGAAUAGUAACAACCAAGGAGUCUCUUUAGCUGUGCAGAAAAAAGGUGGAAUUAACGUGGGGGUUAUGAAACAUUCACCAAAACAUCAACAACAGCAGUUGGAACAGCAGCAACUUCAACAUCAGCAAGUUAAAUCAGCACUUAAAGCUUCUCUAAUAGGAGCUAAACAAACUGCUAACAAAGUACAAGCAUCUCCUAAAGAAUCACCAAAAUUAAAAUCAUCCUCAGAUCAACUGAAAAGUCCUACAACUGUAACACCACAAAAACCGAAAUUGCUACAAACAAAAUUGAAGCAACCCCAAGGUAGUACUGAGAAAAAACCUAAAUCUACUCCUGUUAGUACUGUGGGAAUGAAGGAGAAGUUAGCAGCAAUUGUAGCGGACAAAUCUCCAACAACAAUAAAAGAAAAAUCAUCACCGACAAUGAAAGAAAAAAGUACUGUAGUGCCUAAAGAAAAACCUGUGGUGAACAAAGAUCGGACCCCUAGUGUAGGUACUAAAGAAAAAACUGCUGUAAAGACGCCCAAGCAAAGAAAGGAUAGUGUAAAAGAUAAAGAAGAAACGACGCCACAAAAACCAGCAGAAAACAUUAGAGAGACAGUAAAAAACACAGUUUGCGAACAAUUAAUCAAUCGUUUGAAGGGAGUCGAUGAUUUAAAACUAACAGAUGAUGAAGUGAAGUCUAUGUCAACUGAAAUAGAAUCACAACUAUACAAAUGUUUCGGUGAUACAGGUCAAAAAUACAGAACUAAAUAUAGAAGUUUGAUUUUCAAUAUAAAAGAUGUAAAGAAUCAAACUUUGUGGAGGCGGAUUUGUGAAAAAAAUAUAAGUCCAUAUGAAUUGGUGAGAUUAUCGACAGAUGAUAUGGCAAAUCAGGAACUUGCGCAGUGGAGAGAAAAGGAGGCUAAACACCAACUGGAUAUGAUUAAAAAAUCCGAAUUGGAAUUAUUGAAUUGUAACCGUCAGUAUGUUUUGAAAACGCACAAAGGUGAGCAAGUAGUAGAAGACGACAUCGGUAACAAGGUAGAUAACACAGAAAUGAUUAAAAGUCUAACAGAAGGUUCCGCUUUGGAUUCCGGUGAUUCCAAAGGGGAAAAUUCGAAGGAACGCGACAAAAAAGGGAGUUCCAAACACGGUCAUAGGGAUAGAGAAAGGAAAAUCGGUAGAGAUAAAGACUAUGGAGGACAUAGAAUAUCGAGUAGAGACCGAGAUAGAGACAAAGAUAGGAGUAGAAAAAGGUCGAGAAGUAGAGAUAGAAAGCGCGGCGAUCGAAAGAAACGGUCCAGAUCAAAAGAUAGGGAUAGAAGUAGACAUAGAAAAUCAUCUCAUAAAUCAUCAAGGCAUAAGAGAGAUAUAAUUUCUUCAACUGAUAAAUUAGAUAAAAAAUCCAAAGAAAUUCUCGAACAGUUGGUGGAUAAUAAAAUUGUCCCGCCAUUAGAAGAUAGAUUAUGGAAACAUGUGCCCCAAGAAGAUAUAGUUCCAGGUAAGGCCAUGGAAAGUGAUAGUGAUCACGAACCUUCCUCAACAGUAACCAUCCCAACCCCUCCAAGAGUAUCUGAAAACGAAGAUGAAAAGAAUCAACCAAUAUCGCCUGAAAAGGAGAAAGAAAUCUAUUUUACUGUUAGAAGUACAUCGCCUCCACUUCCUUCAAAACCUACAGAGAUAUGGAGGGGUGUUAUUAAUAUGGUGGACGUUGCUCAAAUAUCUAUAACCGCCCAUGAAGUUUCAGGAGAUUGCAGUGGCUUAAAUAAUGAAUUGACUACCAAUCUCGAUAUAGUAGGUAGGAUAUCUCCAGAAACAGUAUGGGAUUAUAUAGGCAAGAUGAAAUGUUCUGUUAGUAAAAGCAUCUCCUUAAUCCGAUUAAAUGCUACAAAUAUUGAAGAAAAAAUGCCGUACCUGGCUUUGUAUAGCUAUCUUAGUAGCAGAGACAGAUUAGGAGUAGUGAAGAGUUUGAAUAAGGCGGUUAAAGAUUUUUACAUAUAUCCUCUCGCUCCACAAAAGCCUAUACCACAAGUUUUACUGCCCAUUAGCGGACCAGGUUUUGAAGAAUCAAGGCCUGCUCUUUUAUUAGGAAUUAUAGUUAGAGAUAAACGGAAACGUCCUUAUAUAGAUUCCAUACCUGUAACCAAUGUAUCUACUUCAAAGAAGUCAAGAAUAAGCACACCUCCUCUCCCGAUUGCUCCACCCCCAACAGCUCCUCCACCGCCUCCACUGCCAACUCGAUCUUAUACACCACCUCCUGUCAAAGAUCCGAGAUUAAUAAAUAAAUCUUCUACUGUCGCAUCUCCGGCGAUACCUACUGUUGUUCCAAUUACUGUCCCUCCCCCGUCAUUGUCUAUUCCUAUAACAAUCCCUCCUCCUAUAAUUUCUAUGACAGUACCUCCACCUACGCUAGCACCAGCAGCUUCAGCUGUACCAGAAGGACCAACCACUACGCCUCCUCUGCUUACAGAUGAAGGAGAUGAACCGUAUAGUCCAGGAGAUUCUUCAGGCUCUGAUGUUGUUGCAUCUACUCCACCCCUAAAACUGUCUUCAGGUAGGGAACUGUCUCCUACUCAUUAUCCUGAAAUACCUGGGCUCACCAUGGGAUUCCCCUCAAGCUCACUAGAUGUUCAAAGGCAAAUCGAAGAAUUGAAUUUAAAAAUUGAAAAACAGAAAUCUGAAAUUACCAGUAUGACGAAAAACAUUGUAUCUGCCGGCAUAACACAAAACAUUGUAUCGGCUAAUAUAUCGCCAAACAUAGCAGCAGCAUCUUCCGAAAUUGGCACUUCUGCAUUAGCCAACAUUGCAUUGCCGACAAAUCUUCAGCAAAUAUUGGAUAGCAUCAAAUCAAUAGGAGAUACAACUGAAUCACCAAGUAUGCCUAAAGAUACCGCACAAACUGAUCUAACUAUUCCUUUGAUGAUCCCAAAAAGUUUUAGUCGACCUUUAAGUAACAGUAGCACGCCGAUACAAAAUCCUCUACAAAAAUCUAUGAUAAAUACACCCAGUGACACGAUACCUUUGAAACUCCCCAGCAAACCUCUUAUCAAACCAUCAUCAGUUAAUUCACCUUUGCUAGACGAUAAACCGAGCGUUUUGAGUUCCUUAAGCGAAGAAGAAUUAAUAAAGAAAGCUGCCGAGAUGCUAGGAGAAACCGAGGGUACUAAAAGAAGAGACACUUCGACACCACUAACCUCGUUAAACAAAAGACUUAAAACAGAAGUUUGCUUACCACCUGUACCGGGUCUAGAAGAUGAAACAUAGGGGGUGUAAUACAGUGAAGAAAUAUAUGGUUAACGACGUAAUGGUUCAAUAUUUUCCAGGAACGAGUAAGUGAAGUAAUGUAAUGAUUCACGAGAAAAAGAAUUGAGAAAAGUGUAAAUAUGUGAAAAUAUCAAAUUUAAUCAAAAAGUUGGAUUGUCAAGAGGUGUAGGGUGUGAUAGUUUCUGAAAAAAGUAUAUAUUAAUUUAUUUUAUAGUUUUCGUUGAAUUUCCACUGAUAAAAUUAUUUAUUUUUAUUGAGAAAAUUUUUCUUUCUGUCUAUAUAAAAUAAUGAAAAAAAAUAACGACCAUACAUGAAGAUAAAAUAAAUUUAUUUCAUAGGAAGAAGAUCAAGUUGAUAAAAAUUUACUCUAACCAUUAUUAGGUUUGACUAUAACAGGUGACUUUAUUAUUAUAGUUAAUUGCCCGCCAUAAAAUACUUCAUUCAGCCAAUUUUUAGUUUUUCUUGUCUUCUACUACCUUCUGGUCCCCACUGCAGCAAUUAAUAACUUUAAUCUUUGUCUUUACUCUUGUCGUCAAUUUACUUGGCAAUAGAAUUGUUAUCAUUUUUUGUUCCAACAUUCUUAGUUUGUCCUUUGUUUUUGUUACUAUUAUCAUCCCAUCACCAUCAUCACAGGUCUUGGUGGUGUAGAUAUUGUUUUAUAUCUACAAAUGAUAAAUCAUAUACUGUAUGUCCAUGUCGGCUGUAUUUUUAGCUAAAGCUAAAUCAUUUCCAGGAAAAUAUUAGGUAUGUUGGCCUGAUUUGACAGGCCAAUCAAAAAGUGUCUCAGCUGCUAGACGAAAGAAAGUCUGUGUAAAAUAUAUAACUCAACAGAUCUAUGCCAUACUCUCUGCUCCAUAAAUCAUUAUGGAUUUAUAUAAUGUCGUUUUAUUUACAUAUGAUACAAUUAAUUUACCCUAGACCCGUUUCAGGUAAAUCCUGUGUCACUUGAAUGGUUUUGUCAUCAAUACAGGUCUUAUUUGUGUUGUAAAUAUUGGUUUUUUUAUCUACAAAAGAUAAAUCAUUUACUCUAGACCCAUGUCGACUAACUUGAAGCACUCAAAUUUAAGGUUUUAAGGAUGCCACAAUAAGUAAACACUCACUCACUUGCUUUCUUUAUCAGCCUCUAUAUCACAUAAUAAUAUAUUAGUACAUAUAUCACAGAAAUAUAGAUAUUAAUUAUUUUUAUGUUACAUUUAACUUCUAUAUUAUGUAUAAUAAUUUUUACAGAUCCUUUAUUGAUUUAAUUACUCAGUUUUUAUCAAAUUAUUCAUUUCAGUUGCAUCUAUUUUAGUAUCACUCUUUUUUUAUCAAAAUGUCAUGUUAUUCGCCAACUCUAGAAUUCCUUACAUUCAUUCUUAUCUUGAUUCGUUUUUCCCUAAGGGGUAUUCUGGACUAGAAACCUAUAUUUUAAGCAUUUUUGAAACUAACAUAGAAAAAAUGAAAAACAUUUCCACUAUCCAUUUUUUAUAUGAUAUUCAUUGACUUUUUAAGAAUAUAAAAAAAAUUGUAAAAAAAAUCAGAAUUUCAAUAAAUUACAGGUAAAGUGGGGGCUACAAAAAAAAUGGUGCGCCCUGGUUGACAUGAUUCCAGCUCUUGUCUGGAACAAAAACAUUUGGAAAAUUCUUUUGACUUUAACAAAAAAAAAUUCACAAAAUGGCGUCGACAUGAAAUGUUGAAAUUUUCCAAAAUCCAAGGUUGACGCGAUAGAGAGAUAUAUAAAAAAGAUUUCCAUCAAAUUUUAAAGGAAUCGGUUGUAUAGAACUUAAGAUAUCAUGUCAACCACUUCAAAAAAAGUAGUUUCGAGACGCUACGUUACAAAAUCUACUGUAUUUCCGGAAAUAAUGCGAUUUUUUAAAAAUCGGUUUAAGGACAUAUUCUUAAGGGUCUAAGCUGUGAAAAUAUGCAAAAAAAUCGAUUUUCUAGACCAAAAUACCCCCUUAACACUCAGUUAUUGACGUAAUUUUUUUUAAUCAUUUACCAUAUCGAUUUACUGCUGUUUUUCUUAUAUUUAAUAGUUCCUUAUCAAAUCUUUUAUGUAGUUCGUCGAUUUAGAAUUAUUUUAUUUAUCUGCUUCAUAUUAACCGUCCUAUGGUUUUCUUCUAAUGUUUUAAUCUUUAAUUUAGAAUUUUUUACUCCCACUUUACUUAUAUAUUUAAUAUUUUCCUUUUUUAAAAUUACUAAUGUACAUUGUACACUUAUUGUUCACUUAUUUUAAAGAUUUUCAUUGUUUUGCAUUUUCUGUACCGUUGUUUGCAAAUUUGAUUUUUUUAUAUAUGAUUGACAAUUAAUCAUCAAAUGAAAAUUGUUAGAGUAGAUCUGCAAUAUCUUCUACACUGCCCGGCAAAAUUAAUGAAUAUUUUAGGAAGCAAAGAAUUACCGUUUGAUUAAAAGGACCGAUAGGUUUAUUUUGAAUGCAUUUUUGUAAUUUGAAACAUGUUAAAAGCAUUUUUUUAAUAAAAAAGGACAAUUUAACAAAAUUUUAUAUAUUAUAUUAAUACUCAUUUUAAUAGUUUGUUUUGCCCACCAUUGGUUUGAAUCUUCAAUGCAUAUUUCUAAUUGCAUCUGAACCUAUAUUUCUUCAAACCUUAACGAGAAUUCACUCAAAUGUCCAAUUGAAAGCAGCAAGGCUCUAUUACUACAAACAGUUUUGUCUCAUUAGUAUUCAACGAGGUUUAGAUCAGGACUUUUUACAGUCCAAGCUAGAAUUGUAAUUUCCACUUCCUUGAGGUAAUUUUGUAUUACUAUAGCCGCGUUUCGGGCAUGUAUUAUCAAUAAUUGAUAACCUGUACAUUUGUUGCCACUUGUGGUGCUAAAGUCUGUUAUGUAUCGCUCGGCUAAACCAACUAAGUACUCUGUAGCUAACAAUGUUGUAUACAGAGUAUCGUUCACCGGGACUUCGAUAGGAUCCUGCAGUAGUAGCAACUAAAAUGACAAAAUCGUUUGUCAUCACCUAAUAAAAUAUUUGCUCUCCUUAUUGUUGAUGGUUGCGCACAAACUGAAGAUUAUGCCUUUGGUGGUCUUGGGUUAUAAGUUACAACUCAAUACGAACACUUCUUGCACUGAUUGAAGGAAAAAUUCUUGCUGCAGUGUUUGGGAAAAUCUAGAUUUUUUCGUUAUCGUUUCUGUCUUACCUCUUAAAAUCGUGUCGUUCUGCUGGAAUACAGUAGAUUGUAUUAAUUCAAAUAUUAGUGUCACUUGAACUUCCUGGAUAAGUGCAAUGGCAGUACCAUAUUCCUCGACAGAAAAAUGUCUAUUGAUAAUGUUGUUUUGGAUCAUUUUUACUUGAAAGAAUAUUGUCAAAAAUGCUUUUUUUUACUACUCCAUUGUUGUUUUCAAUUUGAAAAGUAGGUGUUAAUUUUGCAGCACAGUGUAUUUAUAUUCUGAAAAUUAAUUCAACUUUAUAAAAAAUCGUAUGUUUUAAUUUUCCUUACCCAAAUAUACAUUGAAUUUGUAACUGGGAUUAAUUGUUUUUCAGUUUUUUUUUUCUAUUAUAUUUCAUAAUAAUUGUUUUUAUAAUUCUAGCUUUAAAAAAUGUUCAAAAUAUCUGUCAUAUUCAUUAAAAAUAUUGAUAAUUUUGAGAUGAGUAUUUUUAAGUGAAGAAUAAGCAAUUAUAAGUAGAGGAAGUUGUUUAUUAAAAUUUUUUCUCACUUACAUGAUAAUUACCGUUUACAUUGUACAAACUUCAAAUUCAGUCGUGCUAAGAUCUACGUCAACUGGAAAAUAUUUUUGUUGAUAAUUCAAAAAAAUGGUAGAAUUAAAUUAGUAGAAAAUAUUUUUUUACGUUUAUUUGAAAUACUUAACAAUUUGUAGUUGAAUUGUUUUAAUAUCUUAUAUCAACCUAACCUAACCUCACUCUAUUUUGGACAUUAAAUUUUUAAACACGUUCACUGCCGAACAUAAGAUGUUAGAUAUAUAAUAGAGAAAAUAGUUUAGAAAUUGAUAAUUCCUCAGAUUUAUCAGCUCAUUGACAACUUUGGAUCAUGAACGUCUUCUUUAAGAAAUUUUAAUUUUUCUUUAUCAUUAAAUUUUAACUCUACGUUUUGAAUUGAUAUUCAAAAGUGUCGUUUAUAUUCAUGAUCUAACAAGUCAGUUUUACAUCUAUAGUUGGAAUAUUCCUCUCUAGUAUAUUGAAUUACAUUCCAGACUUCAUUUUUAAUACACAAGGUGUCCAAAAAGUUUGGAGGUUAAAUAAAAUGAAUAAAAAAAUAAGGUUUUUAUAUUAAACUCAAUCCUUUCUCUUUAUUUGUUUCCACAAUAAUAGUCUAAUGAAUUGGGGUCAGCCAUUUAAUAUAACCUCUUCGAGAAAUCACUUUAUUGGGAAUAAUUUUUUUACCGUUCUAAUUACCUGUAAUUUCGCAGAGUCUUAGAAUCGUUUUUGAAAAAGAAAUAGGUAUUUGAUUUUUUUUCAAAUAUUUGCUUCUUUAAAGAAUAAUAAUCAAAUCUGUCUUGUAGAGUUAUAACUCUGAAUAAAUAAUUUUUCAUUUUUAACUAUUUAUUUUUUUGUAUGAAAUUAUUGGUAUCAUUAAAUUAUCCUCCCUAUUGAAAGAGAAAAUUAUUUCACGAUAUUUUAUAAAAUAAAUUGUUUGAAAUUAGUUACGUUUAAUUAUUUUUCAAUAUAUGGGGUAUUCAUGAAAAAUUGUUAACUUGAACAGUUUUCAAAUUUGAUGGAUUUCAUUCCAGUAAAGAUUCCAUUAAUUAUUAAGCUGAUUUCUUCAAAUAAGAUAUUUGGGUCCACCAAAUCUUAUCCGUAAUUUUGAACUAAGCUUUUUCAAAAUUUUUGUUUGUUUCGUUUCUUCCACAAUAGAACUCAUUAGAAUAUGAAAUCCAUUUCUCCUAAGACUUAUUAUUGUUGUGGGUCUAUUAUAGUAUGAGUCGUGUGUUGAAUAAAAUGAUGGAAGUCUAAAAAUGAAACAACUUGGUUCCAAUGAUAAUAACAUAUUACUCCUACUCCCUGCUGUUGUGUCCUUAUUAGAAUACUAUUGUUUGAAUGAUGCAAUAAGAAUUGAUAUAAGUUAGUAACUUUUCAAGAUUGUUGUAGUUGUUUGGAAUGUUAUACCUCUUCUGUAAUUUCUGAUUAAUCCAUUUCAUCAGACUUUUUAUAGCCUUCUUAAUGUAGCUCAUAAGCAUUUUACUUGUAUGUAUAAUUGUGGAUAUUAUGAUGUGGUUCAUGGUGUCCUCAAUUGUUGCUGGGUAAAAUUUAUGGAAGCAACUGAAAACUUUGACACUUUGGUGUCACUGUAAAAUAUUGCACCUACUUUCUGGUAUGGUAUCCAUAUGUGAAUACCGUUUUAGUGGUAAAAUUGAUUUAAUGGUAUUAAAACUUUUCACUUGAAAUAUUGUUGGAGAAAUUUUAACCGACAUAUAUUCUCUGAUUGUGCUUUUUUGUUUACUCCUAUGUUAAUAUGUCUUCUUUACUUGGUCUAUUAUUUAUAAUAGUUCUAUAUCUGUCAUUAUGUGGUGGUUAAUAAUGUUGAAUAACUUGCUUCCACUGGCAGUAUACUGCUUUUUUUCCUGGUGUAUUAUCCCUAUACUCUUUUGAAUGCGUCUGAAGAAAUUUUGUAAUUCAAGUUUUAUAAACUUGAAAAUCAGAAUAAUAUUGAGUCUUGCUGUUUUAUGUCUAAUUCAAGAAGUUUGUAAGAGUGGUUUGAAUGAAUUUUUCUUUUAAAUAAUUACGCAAAACAUUUUGUAACUAUAUAGGCCAAAAAAAUGAGUUUCUGAAUUUUUUAUAUGAGUUACUAACAUCUGUUGAAUUUUUUUUUAAAUAAUCCUCAAAUAGGAGCGCAAAAAAUUGAGUUUUUGAAAAACGAUACAAGUUGUAGAUCUUUUAAUUUUAUAGAAAAAUGGCCCUCUGAAUGAUGUGAUAUAUACUGACUAGAUAUUAAGGGAUGAUAAUCAUAGCUUUAUAUAAUUAUAUAAAUACAUUUAUAGUACGAAAUAUUAAACCGCGUCAAUAACAUAAAUAAGACCUGGUAAAAAGUCUAUAAAAAUUUAAAAAUCCCUAUUGACAAUUUGCGCAAUUUUUGUAACUAAUAAAUUUCGAGAAAUGAGCUUCAAUAAAUGUACAGCAAAAGCACGAAAUCUAUGCUUUUCAAUAUCCUCCCACCCCCCAUUUUAUAUUUGUUCACUACCAUGUCAUAUCAAAGCAUGUUUUUGUUGAUGCGACUUUGCCCACGUCUUUAUUAAGUUCCAUUGCUCCAGAAACUAGUAAAAGUAAUGAAACUUUUUGUUCCAUGAAGUUCAGUGAUUAUAAAUGCUAGUAACAGUAAAAAAUUUCCAUUUUAAGAUAAAAAAUGACAUUUUAAAUUAUUUUAACUUUGUUAUAAAAACUUAAAAAAUACUACCUCAAAUUAAAAUUCAUGAUUUUAUAAAUAAGUAUGAAUGUUUUUAGAAAACACAACUAUUCCCUUAGGUUUGGCCACCGUAACUCUAUAUAUGAAUAAAACUAUAAAGGAUCAUUUUUAUGUAAAAUUAAAAUAUCUACAACUUUGAUUUGAAAUUUUUUCUACUUAUACUUAAAAAGAAUUCUAUUAAAUUUUCCCACCACUUUUCGAGGGAUUAUUCCAUAAAAUUCUUGAUUUCGGAGUAACUUAUACUAAAAAUUUAGGAACUUAUCCAGCAAUAUUGAAUAUCUAAUUAUUAUAUCAAUAUAUAAUUUGAUUAUUAGCAUUUCUGUGUAUUGUCAGAUCAAGUCAUCGAAACCUUGAAAAUGUGGCAGUUAGCUGUGUGAUUUGAAUAUAAAUGCUUAAUAGGAUUGUGAUUCACUGAGGUCUGAAAGAUCUAUUAUCUCUGAAACUAGUAUUUCUUUUAUUCCUGAUCCUUCAAUACAUUUUAGGACAUCCACCGGCUUCAAUUUGGCCAAAUAUUUCUAUGUGUUGAGCCCUAAGAUUUUGUAGUGCCUUACAUUCAGCAAGUUUGUGGAUAGAUGUUUUCUUUCCUAUCCCAUAUAAUUUACAGUCGUCUUUUUCCACUAGUUCAAGCUUUUUGAGGUGUCCAUUCACCCUAGCUUUUUAACUUUAGGGAUCUUUAGAAAAAGAUACGGAUCCUCAAAUGAAACGAUGCUAAAUAAUCAGAUGACUGUUUAAAAGAAAAUGUUCUACUGGUUAGUAUGUUGUUAAAAUUUUGCAUUGUAGGGAAACACAAAUAUUAUAAAUAUUACACGAAUGUAAGUAUAUAAAAAAUUUGCUUAGAACCCCUUCAAAAUUAUCAGUGUUUUAUGUGGAUUAUUUGUAUAUAUAAAUGUAUAAUUUUUGUACAGAUUUAGAUUUAGCAAAAAAGUAGAUUAGAGAUACUUUAGUACUUUGUAAAAAAAAUUAAAAUAGAAUUAACUUUCUAUAGUCCUUAAUUGUAUCAAUUAUAUAUUUCACACAAUUUUUGAAGAGAUAAGUACUGUUUUUAUGCAAUGUAUCUGUUUUUAUGUAAUAUAAUUGUUCAAAAGCUGUUUAAGAAGAAUAAAAACUGCAUUUCUA
Diorhabda carinulata is the source of this 13866-nucleotide messenger RNA. RefSeq lists its product as uncharacterized. The coding region runs from base 452 to 6400 and encodes 1982 amino acids. The record is from RefSeq and is a predicted model, not a curated record. Gene Ontology annotation, molecular function: protein binding. NCBI's taxonomy places the organism in Eukaryota, Metazoa, Arthropoda, Insecta, Coleoptera, Chrysomelidae. Gene Ontology annotation, cellular component: nucleus. The transcript has 21 exons. Gene Ontology annotation, biological process: DNA-templated transcription.